UUCUACAGUUUGUAUAAAUUGCUCAAGCUUCAAGCAGGCUUUCGUUCAUUUCCAAAUUCAAUUUAAUAUAUAAUAACUCAACAUUUAUAUUCGAAUAAACUUUGUAAUACAACAUUGUAGAAAAUGGCAGGCCACGACGUCCUGAUUGUGUCGCCGUUGAACGUAAAGUUCCAAUCUCCGUUUCCGCACAUACAGAAGCGACAGCUGAGUCUGCUCAAUCUGGGCUCCCAGCCCGUCGACUACUCCAUAGACAUUGACAAUGCGACGCUCUUUCAAGUACAGCCCACCUGUGGCCGCGUGUCGGGCUUUGACACCAUCGAGCUGAGCAUCAUCAUGCAGCCGGUAGAGGGCGAUCAGCCGGGCUGCUCUUUGAAAGUCAUACACAGGGUCAAGGACGCGUCAGGCAGUCUACAGGCGCUGGAUGAUUGGAAGGAUGCGCGAGUAACUGUGGUUGCCAUUACGCUCGAGGACUCUGUGGUGAACGAAAAGGAGUUGCUCAAUAUGUUCGGCGAUAUCGAUGGAAAGACCAAGGACCUUAUCGAGAUCAUGGAGAAGCAGUACCAGCCCUUGUGCCACAAAUGCAGUAUGAAGCGCUUUCAGAACUCUUCGAAGAAGCGCAACAAACUAAGGCAUCUCUGGUGGCCGUUUUUGGUAGCCUUGCUGUCGCUGUUGAGUUACUGUCUGUGGGCGCUGAGCAGAGUGUAUGAGUACAACCCUGACGCGGUUUACUAAAGGGGCGAGCUAGAGGCGUGUAGCUGUAACAACAAUGCAAAUCAAUUAUUAAAUUAUGCAAAUAGAAAACUACGCCUCAAGCAAACACACGUUACUGCCUGCCACACCCACAUGCACACUCACGGCAACCCAAUUCGAGUCGAGUCGAGCUGAGAUUGAUAAAUCAAUCAUACGCGCCGUUGGCUGCGGCUUUAAAUCAAAUUGCCGGCUGUCUGCUUGAUUAGCUUAACUGCCGUUUCAUUAGUUUGAUUUUGCAGUGCAGCGGUUGAGACACCCAAACACCAUAAGCAACUACACUCACACACACACACAAACACACACAAACACACACGUAAGCACGAAGCUGGUUGCUUGGAUUUAUUUAUAAAGCAAUUAUUGCCACAAUUAAUUUCUGAUUGCAUUCGAGCCGCGUAUCAACUAUUUUAUACAGCUCUAUAUAUUGCCGUUGACUUGGAUUGCUGAUGCUGUUGCAAUUUUAAUUAAUUUACGCCUGUCUGGAGCAGUUGCUUUAUGACGCCAAUUAACAUUCUGUGUGGCAAUUCAAUUUACUUUGACUUUCCCAAUUGAAAUUCUAAUGCAAAUCCCUUGCAGCGACAGCCAAACUACAAAUUGAUCCUCCGGGCAUUCCGCUAAAGACCACGCUGCUGCCCUCAUGACAGCCAAUUCAUAUUUAUUUUAUACAAUUUGCACAAAAAUGAGCGACACGACACCAGCCGACGUCACACCCGGACAGACCCGACCCGGCCCAGGCACUUAAAAUGCCGCCAGCCACUGCAAAUAUCCCCAAUGACUCUUUUUCUGCAUCGUUCAGUAUUCGUUGGCCCGCACUUCUUAUGCCGUUGGCUGGCAUUUUUAUCACCCAGCUGUAAAUGCAACAAGAUGAACGCAACCAAAUACUUGAAAAAGAAAAGUUCGCUAAGUAUUUCGCAUGCAGACAAUGAACGCUUGAGAGCUGGACAGUCGUUAAAAGCGUGUUAUGGCAUGAUUAUAAACUUGAGAGAAUGCGAGUUUGCUUUAUGGCGAAUUGAAGUGAAACAAAAUACUAAAAUUCAAAGCGGAAGAAGAGACAACCAUUCUUGAAAAAUGUGCGUAGCAUAGGCUGCGACUUCAAACGAAAGAUAUUCUCAAGUUAUUCAGACUUAAUCAGCUUUAACUGUGGCAGUAUGUGGCAUUCUUUAGCCAACAAAUUCCGAAUUCAAAAACUCUUAUACACAACAAUAUUAUUAACAAUAAAGCUAUUGCAUAACUUUAA
This is a messenger RNA of Drosophila mojavensis, 1984 nucleotides long. RefSeq lists its product as uncharacterized. Lineage: Eukaryota; Metazoa; Arthropoda; Insecta; Diptera; Drosophilidae. The coding region runs from base 124 to 732 and encodes 202 amino acids. The record is from RefSeq and is a predicted model, not a curated record. The transcript has 2 exons.